Messenger RNA from Leguminivora glycinivorella, 946 nucleotides. RefSeq lists its product as uncharacterized. Bases 157 to 711 code for a protein of 184 amino acids. The record is from RefSeq and is a predicted model, not a curated record. NCBI's taxonomy places the organism in Eukaryota, Metazoa, Arthropoda, Insecta, Lepidoptera, Tortricidae. The transcript has 4 exons.
CUAGUCGCUUUGCCGCUUGGAGCAGGCGUGUCGCGCCGGCAAACGGAGAGGGCGAGAGAGGCAAGUCACCCCGACAUGUGGAGUGAGUGUGUGUAGUGACAUAACCAUAACAGUGCAGUUGCAGUCCAAACGAUAACAGCGUGGAAGUGCUUAGCAAUGGAUACCAAAAGCUCGAUCUGUUCACACGAGUGGCACAUCCCGCGGCCGUCACUGUCGGGCAGUAGCGACUCGCGCUCGCGAGGCGGCUCCGCCUCCAGUCAAGGCUCUUCCAGUAACCACAGCACCCACAGCGUGUCAUCGGGUUCGCUACUACUAAGCGCUGCGCACCUCGCGCGCAUUCACGGAAGGACAACGGAGUCCCAUCCCCCCAGAUUAGGCAACAGCCGCAUAUCUAACUACGAGACUGCUGUCGUCACAAUUCCCGAAGAAACGAAAGACCCAGAUUUACAAUCAAAUUAUUGGAAGGACGUGAAAAGAGCACCUGAGGCGGACACGGCGUCUAUAGCCAGCUCGACCCAUUUUACCGUGGUGAAUGGGUUCACGAAGCACCGAACUACGAAGGAACCAAAGUCCUGCUGCUGUAGCCAUUCGCACCAGAUCACCGUCCUCGUCAUUUCGAUGACGAUUCUCUUCUCCGCGUGCAUUCUCGCUGCUAUAUGUUAUGUUGAAAUGAGAAUGCGGAAAGAGACCGGCAUGUACAAGUAUUCUUAGAAGAAAUUUUAGCCUUAAGAUUCUGUAGCUGCACAAUCCUGACUUCUUUGCAACAGCAACUUGUCUUCAACGCAGCAAAAUUAAAAGUUUUGUCGAAUGAUUCUAAAAAGUUGAAAAACUUCUCGGAAAUUUUAUAAAAUAUUCACGGGAAAGAAACCUUUACUUUUGAUAAGUUUCAAUUUCCAUUAAAAUAUAAGAAGUUUUUGACUGUUUCUCAAGAAGAAAUUUUGAAAUU